Molecule: messenger RNA, 1197 nt
Organism: Oikopleura dioica
Lineage: Eukaryota; Metazoa; Chordata; Appendicularia; Copelata; Oikopleuridae
Source: the annotation of a GenBank genome assembly
AUGACGAUCCGUUUCACAGGGCAACAAAUUCCUUUGGGCUCACCACCCAUGUAUCCCGUCCAAAUGCAAACGGGUGCUUCCUUGAAUCCAGGUCAACCUGUUUCGCAAAGUCCUUCAUUCCAUGCUGCUCCUGCUUAUGCGCCUCAACAAGUUCAAAUGGCGCCACCGGCCUAUUCUCCUCAACCAGCUCCUAUGCCGCAAGUUUUUACUCCUCAGCCAACUUUUGCUCCACCACCAGCCCCGCCAAAAGCUCCGACAUUUCAACCUCAACAAACGAAUGCGCCUGCUCAAAAUCAAAGCGAAAAUAGUAUUUGUGGUUACAUUUGCUUUGGCCUUGUUGCAACAGUGUUGAUCUUGAUCUCUAUUUUGAAUGCCGUCGCACCAGAAGGCCCUCCAGGAGGCCCUAUAGGAGGCCCUCCUAAUGACAAGAGUUUGAGAAAAAACGAUAUUUAUACUCGGAAUUUUUCAAACUCUUUCUCUGACCCUGGCUAUUACAAUUAUUAUGGUCCUGGUCCCGACUAUGGUCCCUACGGUCCCCCUCCAGGAUAUGGUCCCUAUGGUCCUUAUGGCCCCCCUCCUGGAUAUGGUCCUUAUGGUCCUCCUCCUGGCUACGGUCCAUAUGGUCCGGGAUCCGGUCCUUAUGGUCCCUAUGGAUACUACUACGGCGGUCCAGGCGGUCCUUACCGGAUGAAUAUGACAAAAAUGGUCGAGAUAUGCGGCAAAAAAGAGCCUCUCUCAAUGGCGACAGACUUUAUCUAUCAAGGCUCACUCUUCAAUACAACAGUUUCGAUAUGCGAUGGCGAUUACGAGUACUCUGUUCAUUCUUCUUCCGACACUUUUAUCCUCAGCUCACCAUCAAACAAAGGAUAUUAUGAGUGCAAUCAAAAAAUUACUUCUGCUUCUUCUGGCAUCACAUUCGAGAUUGUAAAACUUGAGACCGAAUUUUGUGCUGAUGAUCUUGUAUUCAUAGAUGAAAAUGAAGAUGAAUAUGCCUUUUCUGGAAAUAUCACAGAGGUUGCCCGCUUUUCGUUUUCUUCUCCUUCCGUCUUUAUUCAUUAUCGAGGCAAUACAACUUCAAACGAUGGCUUUUUAAUAUCGAUCGAAGCGGGAUUCGAGCCAAGAAACAACAUAAGCAUCAUCCAUCCUCUCGUCAUGUCGAAGACCCUUUCAAGAUACGCAAAAGCAAGAAAUGAAUAA